Pocillopora meandrina is the source of this 1698-nucleotide messenger RNA. NCBI's taxonomy places the organism in Eukaryota, Metazoa, Cnidaria, Anthozoa, Scleractinia, Pocilloporidae. The record is from the annotation of a GenBank genome assembly.
AUGUUUUUUGUAGGAUGCUACCCACAUGUACUAAACAUUAUGCUGAGAAAAAUGUGCCAGGCUGGGUUUGGGGCCAAGGGUGACAUGAGCAACCCCCAUGUUUUACAAUUACUCCAUAAAAUAUCUUGGCUCCAUCAUGAGCAUCCAAGCCAAUACAAAGUUAUGUAUGUUUCUCUUGGUAUUCUAAGUAAAGAGCCACCCCUUACCCAGACAUUCAUAGACACAAGGUGGACAUAUUAUCAUGAAACUCUCCAGUGGUAUCUUAAGUAUGGAAAAGCUUGUUUACAGCUCGCUGAGUGUCUCCUUGAAAGAUUGCCAAAAUCAGAUAGCCACCAGACUAUUUGGCAAGAUGUCAUUAAGCUGAGCUCCAGUCCUAUGAUUCAAGUUGAAAUCAAGUUUUUGUUUGAAUUCCUCGAUAAGUUUAUCAUCCCAUCUCUGAAUACAUCCCAAGCUAGUGAUGCAGAACUUGGAUUCUCCAGUGGUUACCUAGCAAGGUUAUGGCCAGCAACUGUUCUGAAGCACCAUGAAACUUUAAGUAAAAUGUUGAUGUCUCCUGCAGAAUAUUUUCCUUUAACAUCACAACAGGUGAAGAUGUCAUUGAAGGACCCAGCAGCUAUCAACCACUUUCACAAACAAGUGCAGAGGCCAAUGUUACAAGAAGCAAUUAAAGUAAUUAAAGAUCAUGGAGCAGAGUGGUUAACUUUUCCCAAGUUGUUUGGAAUGGGAGCUGAUCAGAGAUACCAAAGUCCUUUCUGGCAUUCAGUUUUAAAGCUUCUUGAAAUUCCAGUCAGAUCUGAGAAUCAACAAGAAAAGUCAGUCAACAAUCUCUUUCAUGCACAUGGACAGAACAUUCUAACAUUGGUGUCUAAGGAUAGAGUUGGAUUGAUUAAAUGGGCCACUCUUUGGAAAUUGAUGGAACCACAAUUGCUCAGUGAGAUCAAAGAAAUUGCUUCAUCACCACACAGCUCACUCAUAAGUAAAGAAGCCACUCCUAACCUGUUUGAGUUCUAUGCCAAGCACAUUUUCAGUCUUCCAGUUAACAAUGUUCUUGCUGAAAGACAGUUCAAUCUUUCUCAACUGUAUCUUAAUGAUAACAUGUCAGAGUUAUCAAAACAGGCCUCAAUCACAUUUGUUGAAAAUAUUCUGCAUAGUGGAAAAACCAACACCAGAACCACAGAAGCAGCACGUGAAGUUCAUGAAGAAAGAAUGAAAGAUUAUACCCAAAUGCUCACCACAGACGUUUUGCAAGAGGCAAGAAAGAACCUAAACAAGAUUAGAGAAAACUGCACACAUGGGCCACUUACUGCAAAGGAUGUUUACCCUAGAGCUUGGGUAGAGAAGAAAGUAAACAAUAACUUACCAGAAACAAUUCAGUCACUAAAAGCAGAUGGUCGCAAACUUAAACUUCAAUGGAAGGCUUCUGCCAAGGGAACAUCUGCACUGGAGGGACAGAGGUCAUUCAACCCAACAGUAAUUGAGGGAGUUACCUGUACACCUGAUGGACAAGUUCCAAGACUCAUGCAGCUAGCGGCACUAAAGGUGUGGAACUAUGGGGAGGAGCUACCAAUUUAUGAUCUACCAAGAGAAUGCCAGUUGUGUCUACAAAAUCUUCCAAAUGUCUUCCAGCCUCCAACUACUUAUCUUUCCACAUCCCACAUGUCUGAACAUGUUACACUGUUGCCUGCACAUGAAGAAUAG